GGGAGGAAUGGGAAUUGAGAAAAUAUUAAAGGGCCGAAUCAAGUCAAGCCACAGGUAGAGGUUGACUUCAAAUUGGCAACCAAAGAGCAUGAAGACUCAAUUUCAGAAGAGGCUCAGAUUACAGAGAUGAAGAUGCAUUGUUUGAGAGUAGGGUUGUUGAAGAUCCUGAACCUAAAUAUUCUUCCACAUAAUCUUUCACCUGUUUUUGCAUUUAAUGAAGAUGAAGAUGCAUUGUUUGAGAGUAGGGUUCUUGAAGAUCCUGAACCUAAAUAUUGUUCGACAUAAUCUUUCACCUGUUUUUGCAUUUAAUGAAGAUGAAGAUGCAUUGUUUGAGAGUAGGGUUGUUAAAGAUCCUGAACCUAUUUCUUCAGAGUUUCCAGUUCUGAAUCAAAAUGGCACAAAUGAUGAUGAAGAUGGUGUUCAGAAUUUUACUUUUACACAGUUCCAUACAACAUCAGAUUCAGAUCUGGUUCAAGUGGUGGAGGUGACGGUGGUUCCUCCUACCGGAAAACCACUUAGUAGCUACUUGGCGGUGGUGGUCCAUGAGUGACGUGAAGCAUGGUGUGGUUCAUAUGACGGUUCGAUGUUUCAGAUUACGAGGUCGAUGUUGAACAACUGGUUAAGAUCUGAAGCAUUUAGUUCUUGUAUUCUGGAUAUUUUGUUUUUUAUUACUGAUGUUUUCAUUUUUUUUGUGUAAAAUUUGUUUUCAGAUCUGAACAAAUGGAAACAAUUUAAUUUAAGUUCUUAUGUAUUGGAUUCUUGUUAAUGAAGUUAUAUUUUUU
Molecule: messenger RNA, 782 nt
Organism: Helianthus annuus (common sunflower)
Lineage: Eukaryota; Viridiplantae; Streptophyta; Magnoliopsida; Asterales; Asteraceae
Exons: 4
Coding region: 215-550 (111 amino acids)
Source: RefSeq, a predicted model, not a curated record